Messenger RNA from Clarias gariepinus (North African catfish), 752 nucleotides. Its product is annotated as keratin, type II cytoskeletal 68 kDa, component IB-like. Gene Ontology annotation, cellular component: sarcolemma; Z disc; cell-cell junction. Lineage: Eukaryota; Metazoa; Chordata; Actinopteri; Siluriformes; Clariidae. The record is from RefSeq and is a predicted model, not a curated record. Gene Ontology annotation, biological process: skeletal muscle organ development.
GACAACCUAGAGAAAUACAAGAAGGCAGAAGAGGAGUUACAGAUCACGCUGCUGCUGAAGGAAUAUCAGGAUCUCCUCAACGUGAAGCUGGGUCUCGAGAUUGAGAUCACCACCUACAGGGAACUGAUCGAAGGCGAGGACACCUGUUUAUCAAUAGAGACAUGCGCUGAACCAAUUAUGGGCAUCAGUGUCUCCGGGAGUUUUAGCACCUCGGUUGCGAAGGUGGGUGGAGCCUUGGCUGAACUGGCCGCUGGAGCAAGCGAGGUAGCCUUAAAGCUGCCUUUGUUUUCUAACGGCCAUGAGAAAGCCACGGAGGAGGUCUCUCACGAGCAAGCCGUGGAACUGACUAAAAGGAAGACCAUCCUCAUCAGUUGUUCAUUUCAACAGUUCAACAGUUAAGACAGACAAGGACAUCUUUCAGAGAGACACGCGGGGGCGCACCAUCACCAUCCCCGGAGCCGCAGAUGAGACAGAGGAGUAGUCUGACAUCACACUCUAUAUCUCUACAACAGAUCAUUUCUUCCCCCUUUAAUAAUUAUCCAAAGAUCAUCCUGAAUUAUUAUCUAAUCGUUACAAUUCCAUAUCCUUCUUUUACCUCGUUUGUUGAUUGUAAACAAAGGAGAAAAUGAAGUGUAUUAGAGAUGUAAUACUCAUAUCCCAUAAAAAAACAAAUACUUAUCUCAUGGUACUAAUCUGCUACAACUAAAUGUAUGUUAAUGCACUGUAUUCUAGCUUUUAACUUCUGGUUCUGU